This is a messenger RNA of Letharia columbiana, 1260 nucleotides long. RefSeq lists its product as uncharacterized. The record is from RefSeq and is a predicted model, not a curated record. The transcript has 2 exons. Gene Ontology annotation, biological process: maturation of LSU-rRNA; maturation of 5.8S rRNA. Lineage: Eukaryota; Fungi; Ascomycota; Lecanoromycetes; Lecanorales; Parmeliaceae. Gene Ontology annotation, cellular component: nucleolus; preribosome, large subunit precursor. Gene Ontology annotation, molecular function: rRNA primary transcript binding. The coding region runs from base 1 to 1260 and encodes 419 amino acids.
AUGGCCUCGCAAAAACUCAAGCUCUCCGCAAAAGCCCAUCUCCCGUUCAAAAGUAAGAACAAGGAAAAGCGGCAGUCCCUCCACAUAAACAGAAAGAGAGCCACUGAUAGCAUCAAACGAGAUGAACGGUUCCGCCGACGACGAGAAGAGGACAAAAAUCCCACUUUACGAGAACAAAGGCUGAAGGAAAACGUGCCAUUGACAUUGGAGAGGAAAAGAGUGUGGGAUGAUGUGGAUAGUGAUGUUGGUGACGGGCUAGGAGUUUCUGUAAAUAUCGAGAGAUUGAAGAGGAGAAAGGUCGAGGAGGAGCAGGCUGCUUUGGAAGAGGGGGAAGAAGAAGAAGGAGAAGAAAGGUCCGAAGGCGAAGAUGAAGAGAGGGAUAGCAUGAUCGAGUCCGCCAGCGAAGACGAGGCAAUAGAAAUUGCGAAACAUGCGAAGGCUCCGAAGAGAAGGACGCCUACAGAGCGUGCAACAUCUCCCGUUCAAUCCACGAGAAGCACGAACCUCGAUUUCACACCUGAAGCUCUCGCAGCCAAAUUUCCUACCCUGUUCUCCACCGACGCCCCUCCUGUCCCGAAGGUUUUGAUCACGACAUCUCUCAACUCGACUCUUCACAAAGAAGCCGACCACCUCACGUCUCUCUUCCCCCACUCAGUCUACAUUCCCCGAUCCUCACACCGGUACAGCCAUAAGUUCUCGGUCAGAGAAAUCUGUUCCUUCGCUACAAACCGCAAAUAUACGGCUGUUAUCGUACUCAAGGAAGAUUUGAAAAGGCCGACGGGCUUAACAGUCGUACAUUUACCCCACGGGCCUACCUUCCAUUUUACCAUAUCGAACUGGAUUGAAGGGAAGCGUCUGCCCGGCCACGGAAAUGCUACAGAUCACACGCCCGAGCUCAUACUCAACGGUUUUUCUACGCCUUUAGGGUUACUGGUGGCGCAUUUGAUGAGAACAUUGUUCCCAGCUCAGCCUGAGCUGCAAGGGAGGCAGGUGGUCACGCUACACAACCAGCGUGAUUACAUCUUCGUGCGCAGGCAUCGCUACGUUUUCAGGGACAAGCGAAAGACGGAGAAAAGUGUCGUGGGCGCAGACGGAAAGGAAGUGAAAGGCGCGGAGGAAAUUAGGGCCGGAUUGCAAGAGCUUGGGCCAAGGUUUACGCUCAAGCUGAGGCGAGUUGACAAGGGAAUACAGAGGGCUAGCGGGCAGGAGUGGGAAUGGCAGGGUGGAAUGGAGAAGCAAAGGACCAGGUUUCAGCUAUGA